Messenger RNA from Balaenoptera acutorostrata (minke whale), 3119 nucleotides. It is a transcript of the gene RELL1, whose product is annotated as RELT like 1. NCBI's taxonomy places the organism in Eukaryota, Metazoa, Chordata, Mammalia, Artiodactyla, Balaenopteridae. Gene Ontology annotation, cellular component: plasma membrane. Gene Ontology annotation, biological process: positive regulation of p38MAPK cascade. Bases 106 to 918 code for a protein of 270 amino acids. The record is from RefSeq and is a predicted model, not a curated record. The transcript has 7 exons.
GAGGCUGAGCCCAGCCAGUCUGUCAGCCCGCGGCCUCCAGAGCUGCUCUUCGCGCCGGAGCCCGGGACGCGGCGCCCCGGGGGAGGAGGGCGAAGGGCCGCGGCGAUGGCUCCGCCGGGGCUCCUGGAGUCCGCCGUCCUCGCCGCUGCUGUCUUCGUGGGAGGCGCCGUGAGUUCGCCGCUCGUGGCCCCGGACAAUGAUGGCAGCCGCCUGUUACACUCCAGAACUGAGACGACGCCCUCGCCCACGAACAAUGGAAAUGGACACCCAGAAUACAUCGCGUACGCACUUGUCCCUGUGUUCUUCAUCAUGGGUCUCUUCGGCGUCCUCAUCUGCCACCUGCUUAAGAAGAAAGGCUAUCGUUGUACAACAGAAGCUGAGCAAGACGUGGAAGAAGAAAAGGUUGAAAAGAUAGAGUUGAACGACAGUGUAAAUGAAAAUAGUGACACCGUUGGGCAAAUUGUCCACUACAUCAUGAAAAACGAAGCAAAUGCUGAUGUUUUAAAGGCAAUGGUAGCAGAUAACAACCUGGGUGAUCCUGAAAGCCCAGGGUCCCCUAGCAGUCCUGGGAGCCCGCCUGUGAGCCCCGGGCCCUUGUCGCCAGGUGGCACCCCAGGGAAGCACAUCUGCGGCCACCAUCUGCACACAGUGGGUGGUGCUGUCGAGCGGGACGUGUGUCAGCGAUGUAGGCACAAGCGGUGGCACUUCAUAAAACCCACCCACAAGGCCAAAGAGGGCCGCUCAAGGCGCCAAGGAGAAGUUACUGUCCUCUCUGUGGGCAGGUUUAGAGUUACGAAAGUGGAACACAAGUCAAAUCAGAAGGAGCGGAGAAGUUUAAUGUCAGUUAGCGGGACCGACAGCGUCAAUGGGGAGGUGCCCAUGACACCCGUGAAGAGAGAGCGAAGUGGCACAGAGUAGCAGGAGUGACUUUAUGUGAAGACUUCUAAGAGACUGAAAACUUAUGACAUAUAAAGUUGCCUAGGGAAUUAUUUUUUUAUCUUUUAUACAAUUUCUAUGGUGGAGUCUGCAGGCAUGUAGAUGAAAGCUAAAAGGGAAUACUGUUGCUAUGCUGGAUACAGAAUUCAGUUUGCUUUGAAACAAGUUUUGGUUUAAAAAUGUCUGAUGCAAAAUUUAUUACAUUUCCAGGGAGGAAAAGAGCUCAUGUUUUUGUCUUCCCAACCACCACCCCUCCCAAUCCCCCAUCUGUGGCCUUGGUGUACACACUGCAAUUUUUCCAGUAUGAUAACUAUGUACAGUGGAACUAUAUGUGUAUAGUCUGAGCUAAUGUUCAGGGUGUGUGUGUCUGUGAACUAUAUGUGUAUAGUCUGAGCUAAUGCUCAGGGUGUGUGUGUCUGUGAACUAUAUGUGUAUAGUCUGAGCUUAUGCUCAGGGUGUGUGUGUCUGUGAACUAUAUGUGUAUAGUCUGAGCUAAUGCUCAGGGUGUGUGUGUCUGUGUGUGCGUGUGUGUGUAUGUACACACAUGUCUGUGUGCCUGGGCUUCUGUUCCCCCAACCCUUAGAUCUCAUUUUGCUACUGGUUGUAAGAUGAUCCCCUUACAGUUUAACUGUUACAAAAGAUAAAAGAUGAAUCUUUGGUGGUGAAGGCUCCUUGAAGAUAUAGUCUAACCCUGGGCAGUUGAUCCCCCAAGAGAUCAUGGAGUCAGAGGGAACCAGAUGCUAGAUUUUGGAUUCAGAGACGAGAAAUCAGCACUGACCUGCUACCAGCAUGCCACUCCUAGGUCACUUAUAAAAUAUUGAGAGUUUUGGUUGUUUUUUGUUUGUUUUAACUCAAGCUAAGAAAAUCUUAUUUAGCCAUUGAAUAAAGGGGGAAAUGGUUUAAAGUCACUAAAAAAAAAAAGUCUUGUUUUGACAACUCAAGGCUAAAACAAAACAAGACGAUCUCCACUUCUGGUGCAAGAUGGACCCACACCUUCCUCUGGUAUGUUUUGCUUGGUGUUCUUCCUGUUCUCCAUCUUGUAGCUAGUGCCUGUUAUUUAAAGGAUUCUUGAGGGUUACUUUCCCCUGUAGGUGUGGAAUACCCCACUUUAAAAAAAAAAAAAAAAGCUUUACAGUUUACAGAACACCUCAAAGAACCCAGAGGUGAAGGUAGUAGUACAUUUAUGGGAGGUCUGGGCCAAGAGGUUGGGGAGUCCAGGUAUAGGGAAAUCUUCAAGACCUGCCUCCAUGUUGGUAUAGUGCCUUGGCACUUCCUUUAUUUCAAAAAAGAAAGCACAAUUCUCAUUUGACUCCCAAAAGAUGAUUCCCAUGAAAAUGUACUUUAAAGUAUCCAUUCUUUUUCUGUCACCAGACUAAAAACAUCUAACCUUUUAAAUGAAUGGUAGGUUCAAUUUCAUGUGAAUUUUUGCUGACAACUAAUUAAAAGCUGUACAUGUGUACGUGCAUACACACAGUAGACCAGGGGAAGGCAAUAUGGAAAUAAAUUUCACGGUGGUCCAGAAAGUAGCAAUAUAGGAAUUUUGGGGGUGUGUAUUAGUGUAAAUAAUAUGCGUGCAGUCUAGACCAAUAGUUUUAGUUUUAUAAAGAGGAAUCAUUUUUUGUUUUAAAAAUAUUAUGCCCCCGGAAUGGUGAGGAAUAAAGUGUAAGAUAUUCUUCAGCUUUAAUUAUUUUAUAAUUUUAUUCAGGUCAGAUCGCUUGUUUUUUUUUAAUAGCAAUACAACAGGCAAGAGAAUACUCAAAAUAUUUAAAUUGUAUUUAUACCAAGAGUAUGUUUUAAAUAUUUUCUAAUACUUGAGCAGUUGUUGUCUGACUGGCUUCCAAAUAUGCCAAAAGUUAAGCAUUCAAUAUUUUCAACAUGUAUGCUUUUUACUGGUUUAUAUUACCUAAUAAGAAUCUUUAAGUGUUCCCAAAGCAACGGACGUUUACAGGCCUUUUGUGUUUUUCCUCCUUUAGAAGGCUUGGAGACCCACAACAAAGUUACUCUAUAAAACACUAAUGAUGGACUAACUUCUGAUGUAAUAAAUGAGUUGGCUACCACCUCAAUGUAAAAAUUUGUAAAGGAAAUUUUUCACCGAGUGUCAAAUGUAUUUUUAACUGUCUGGUUUGUACUUCUAUGACUUUUGUACUACCAAAGCAGAGUUAAAAAUAAAAACUUUAAACAGA